Wickerhamiella sorbophila is the source of this 423-nucleotide messenger RNA. RefSeq names its product INO80 complex subunit 4. The transcript has a single exon. Gene Ontology annotation, cellular component: Ino80 complex. NCBI's taxonomy places the organism in Eukaryota, Fungi, Ascomycota, Dipodascomycetes, Dipodascales, Trichomonascaceae. Gene Ontology annotation, biological process: chromatin remodeling. The record is from RefSeq and is a predicted model, not a curated record. The coding region runs from base 1 to 423 and encodes 140 amino acids.
AUGUCGACGACGAAGGUGGUGAUUCUGAAGGCCCAGCCAGAGGCCCUGAAGUCAAUAAAAGAGACGCCCAAAAAGCCACGCAAACGCCCCACCAAGCGGCAGGCAACCACGGAGCUCGAGGACACCCCCAAGGUAGUUGGCAAAGCGGCGCCCGCCGUGGGCGGCUCUGUUGUCCGAGCAUUGGAUCGCAGCGGCGUUCCCUGCCGCAAAUGGACCAAGUCCACGCUGCAAAUUCGUAGCUUUACAGGCGUACCAUUCGACGUGGUCUCCUGGAAGGGCGAGACCGACCCCAACGUCCCGGAGGUUAAACAGGAGCCAGCUCUGCCAGAAAACAACGUGCCCAGCUCAGAGCUUCGGUCAGAAUUGGUGUCCGAAGCGCCGUCCGAGCCAGCUUCCGAGCCCCCGGAGGCACUGCCCGUUUGA